AUGACUUUUCCUGAUAACUUCAAAACAUUGACACUGCUCUCUGGGGUGACCUACGGCUACGUCCAUGUUGCCGCUUCUCCUUACAAAUCCACCAUUCUCUUUCUCCAUGGCUUUCCGUCUUCCAGCUAUGGCUGGCGCCAUCAGGUCUCGCAUUUUGCCUCGGCGGGAUAUGGUGUUCUGGCCCCGGAUCUCUUGGGGUACGGUGCCACCGACCAACCACAAUCCGCCCAGGAGUACACAGCCCGGAAGAUGGCAUCGGAGAUUGUCGAGAUCCUCGACCAUGAAACGAUUCGUGGUCCCAUCCAUGGCGUUGGUCACGACUGGGGUUCUUUUCUCCUCUCUCGACUAGCUAACUACCACCGUGAACGAUUUCAGAGUUAUUCAUUUCUCGACGUGGCGUACAUGGUUCCCGGAGUGGAAUUUGACGUUGAUGCCUUUGAAGAAUCGGCCAAAGCCCAGUUCGGAUACGUGCAGUUCGGUUUCUGGAAGUUCCUUAUCGAGGACGAUGCCGCGGCACUCAUCGGUCAGCAUUUCGACUCGUUCCAUUCGCUGUUAUACGCCGCAGAUGCGGCCAUGUGGAAGGACCAUCUGGGCCCAAAGGAUGCCCUCCGAGCAUGGCUCACUACAAACCAAAUCGGACCUCUAGCUGAUUAUAUAACCCAAGAGGGGAAAAUCAGGCAUCGCGAGAUCUUUCAAGACAACUAUGGCCCGGCGACGAACUGGUAUCGAGCUUUCAUGGCCAACUUGAAUCAGAAGGAUGAGAAAGAGACCGUGGUUGAUCCUCAUCUUCGUCAUCCGGUAGUUCUCAUCACCGCUUCAAGAGACCCAGUUGCCAUUCCGGCGAUGAUGGAAUCGUGGACUCGACCUUUCGCGAAAGAUCUUCGAAUCCAUUCGGUUGAUGCAGGUCACUGGGUUCAGAUUGAAACGAAAAAUGAGGUGAACAGAAUCCUUCAAGACUUUUUUUCCGAAGUAGAAUAG
Messenger RNA from Fonsecaea multimorphosa CBS 102226, 978 nucleotides. RefSeq lists its product as uncharacterized. The record is from RefSeq and is a predicted model, not a curated record. Lineage: Eukaryota; Fungi; Ascomycota; Eurotiomycetes; Chaetothyriales; Herpotrichiellaceae. Bases 1 to 978 code for a protein of 325 amino acids. Gene Ontology annotation, molecular function: catalytic activity. The transcript is spliced from 3 exons.